Orussus abietinus is the source of this 2439-nucleotide messenger RNA. Its product is annotated as eukaryotic translation initiation factor 2-alpha kinase 1. The record is from RefSeq and is a predicted model, not a curated record. The coding region runs from base 237 to 1937 and encodes 566 amino acids. Lineage: Eukaryota; Metazoa; Arthropoda; Insecta; Hymenoptera; Orussidae. Gene Ontology annotation, biological process: protein phosphorylation. The transcript is spliced from 9 exons. Gene Ontology annotation, molecular function: ATP binding; protein kinase activity.
CUUUAUUUUGAUUUUAUCGGAAAUUAAAACGAUUGUAUAUUUUUUAGCUUGGCGGCGCUAGUGUCGCUUUAGAUCAUUCUCGAAGUCUGUAAAAGUUUUUUAUUCGAAUUGACCAAUCACGUACGAGAUUGUCACGUGUACUUUUGCGCAUGCGCAUGACGGGACUGAAAACUUGACACUAGACGCGACAAGUAAAAACAUGUUACACUGUUAAUAUUAGGGCAGUGUAGCAAGACAUGGACGAAGAAAGGUUAAAAAAUAAUAACCCGUGGACGAACUUGUCAACCUUAACAACUUUUGACAGAGGAAAUGACGCGUGGAUAAGCCACUGCACGCAGAAAGCUGCUCAAAUACAAACUGGCGGAGAAAUUGUUCGUCGGGUUUUCCCUUCAACGAGUUUUCUUAUCGAAUCUUUAAUUCAACAACUAUGUGUGAUGUUCGAGGAGGACUCAGUUCGCAGGAAAAGACUCUAUAUCAAAAUUUGCAACAAACUGCAUCAGAUGAAAUUAAUCGAUGGUUCAUAUAACAUGGCAGAGUUUGACACAAUCCGCAGCCAGUACCAAACGGCACUGUGCCAACUGGUAUCGGUUGCAAGAGCUUCGACGGGAAGUGACAAUGCUUUAGGACUUUCUGGACUAAUGUUCGGAUGGUCCCGCUACUGUAGAGAAUUUGAAGAAAUCGAAUUCAUCGCUCGUGGUGGAUUCGGUUGUGUUUAUAAGGCCUUACAUAGAUUAGAUGAUACCGAGUAUGCAAUAAAAAAAAUCGUAGUGGAAUAUAGCAGAAUGAAUACCAUUGUACAACAUUUAGAAGAAGUUAAGACUAUAGCGAAACUCAAUCAUAUGAAUAUAGUGCCAUACAAAAAUGCUUGGAUUGAAAUGGCAUUCCCAUCAACUUUUGGUCCAAAUGUUGUAAGUUAUGAACAGAGCAACAGAGACCAAUUACAGCCAUCUUCUGAGAAUAACAAACAAGCCGACUAUUAUUUAACGAAUCAUCGAAUGCUCAGUUCGUCGAUUUCUCAGUCACUGGAAGAGAAUUCCUUCCACAUGCGUCAACAAACCGUUGAAAACAAUCAAUCUCAACAAACUGAAGAAAUGAACUCUGACGUUGUAUCUUUUAAGUCUAGCUCUAAUAGAAACAAUAUAUUUAGUCACUUUAAGCAACAAGAAUCUUUAGUUACAAAUAGCAACGAUAGUGAAUCAGAGGAAGAAUCUGUUAACGAUGGUCAACUGUGCCCAUACAAUUCUGGAAAGAAUAUCCAGUAUGUAACAUUGUAUAUUCAAAUGGCACUUUGUGAGAAGACGUUAAGGCAGUGGUUAGACAAAAGACAGGAUUUUACCCCACAAUCAGUAAUAUCCUCCAUAUUCACACAAAUAAUCCGUGGAUUGGAAUAUAUUCAUUCUCUUGACAUCGUUCACCAUGAUAUAAAACCUAGCAAUAUUUUCGUGUCUUCAUCAGGACGUUUACAAGUUCAAUUAGGCGAUUUUGGUCUCGCUUGUCCAUUACAAGGGGGAACUCAUUAUUCCGCUAUCGGUACGCAGAUGUAUGCAGCACCGGAACAAUUGCAAGGCAAAUGUAGUUCUAAGAGUGAUAUUUAUAGUUCGGGAAUCGUCCUUUUGGAAUUGCUAAUUCCCAUGCAAACCAAGAUGGAAUGCAGUCGCACAGUUGACGCAUUUAAAAAUGGACAGAUACCUACUACACUCACCGCUAGAUAUCCAAAAUGGGCUUCUUUAGUCAGUCGAUUAAUACAAUUUGAUCCAAACAAUCGUCCAUCUACUCAUGAACUCUUGCGAGAAUUAAGUGAUGAUAAGGACUCGAUAAUAUCAAGACUAAAAAGCGACAAUGAAGAAAAGAACGUUACAAUACGAAAUCUGCAAGAUCAAGUUGAAAGGCUGGAAGCUCGAAUUUCAGAGCUCACUUUCUGUUCCAGUACUCAAUAAUAAUUAGUACCAGCGAAUUACUAUAUACUGAACCGUGACUAUAGAAAAUGCCGAUUUUUUAAUUGUUCAAUGUAUUCGCUUCAAAUUUCAUAUUUUUCAUACAAGAGAUUUUUUCCACAGCUUUUUUGUGAUAUUAUUGCCUUGCAGUAAUUUUGACUGAUUCUUAUAAGGCAACGAAUAAGUCUCAGUUUACUGCGAAGCAGAAUUAAUCAAAAUAUAUAAAUAUUAUUGAACAAUUAAAUUUCCGGGUGAGGCUGUAAUUAUUUAUAAUACUAUUUAAUACCAUUGACUUUAGAUAUACUUAAAUUACACUUGUAAAUACAUAUUAAUUUGGAAUGUUUACCUUAGGGACGGAAUUAAGCUGUACAUACAAAAUAUUUUAGUAAUUUAGAUAAUAAGUAUAAUUUGUAAGCAUUUUUAUGAUUGUCUCAACCCAUUGUAUAUUGUACCCUUGUCCCCUUUCAAUGCCUGUUUAUUAAAUACGAUUCCAUUUUUUUUUGUA